Molecule: messenger RNA, 1751 nt
Organism: Aphanomyces astaci
Lineage: Eukaryota; Oomycota; Saprolegniomycetes; Saprolegniales; Verrucalvaceae
Exons: 14
Coding region: 8-1684 (558 amino acids)
Cellular component (GO): nucleus
Molecular function (GO): protein binding
Source: RefSeq, a predicted model, not a curated record
GCGGCCUAUGCGGACGCCAAGGGUCACAUCACAGGUAGACGACGGGAGGAGCGAUUCACCUGGCAGGAAAGGCGCCAUCGCACCCGAAGCUAAGCUCCUUCGUGGGGACGACCGAACGGUGUUGUUUCCACAAGUCGGCAAGACGGUGAUGGACCCCGAGAACCAAGUAAACAACGCCCAUCACCCAGACGACGUCGCCAAAGCAGUGGCGUUGGACGGAUUUCUCUUGCUGGACACAUGUCGAGUGGAGUUCCCCGAAGAAGCCACCAGAGCUGACGUGAAUGGCCUCAACAUUCGGUCCGUGGUCGUGGACGAUUUGCUGUUCUUUAGCAACCUCGUGUUCCUGGACAUGAGCGACAACCAAUCACCGUUCGAGCCCCUGGGGACGCUGCCAGCUCUGAAAGAACUCGACUUCCAGUGCAACGCAGUGCAUAAGAUCACAAAUUUGACUGGUUUUGACGCCCUCGAGUGGCUCAACCUGUCGUUCAACUGCCUCACGAGCCCCGACGUCGAAGAACUGGCCAAGCUGCCCAAGCUACGAGAACUAUAUUUAUCCAACAAUGCCAUCGCAACGUUGCCCCCCAUCAUGGAUCGCUUUAGCCGCCUGGAAACAUUGUCGUUAGAGCGCAACAACAUUCAAGGCAUGGGGGUGUUUACACUCUUGGCUGUCGCCCCUCGGCUGAGAAACCUCAACUUAAGCCACAACAAAAUCGUGGAAUUCCCAGAGAGCGCCCUCGCCCUCCACGAUAAGCAAAGCAACUGCGGAUUUGUUACCCUCGCGUACCUCAACCUCGCGCACAACAAGAUCAGUCGGGAAUGCGACAUUUUGCCGCUGGUCAAGAUGCGGUCGCUGCAGCAAUUGGUGCUCUACGGGAACCCCCUCGCCCACGCUGCAGUGCAGACUCAAGACAAGACCAAACUCUUGUACAACCCCGUGCCAGACAUGACGGACGUGCACAUCGACAUUGUUCGAGAGGUGGAGCUCAACAUCGUCGUGGCGUACCCUGCGACCAAGAAGAAGAAGUCCACAUACAAGAACGUCCAGAUCGCACGGGUGGCGCAGGCGGCGCUGCCGACGUCGUUCGAGUUCAAAGCCAGAGCCCAACGCAUGCUGUUUUCACCACUUCCGCAAGACCACCAACACACGACCAUCUUUCCACGCCUCGAGAAAAAGGACCUGUCAGAUGCCAAACCUUCUGAUGUGUCGACCCCCCCCGGCCCGGACUCGACAUUCUUGACCGGCCUUAGACUUGAAUGUAGCACCAGUGCGCUGGUGGCCAGGCAGGAUAAGUUCCCACACGUCAAGGACCGACGACACAUGGAGAACGAUGUGCCGUCGUACUUUCUGGCACGAUCACUGGCGCCAACCACCGACGUGCAACAGCACAAGCUCAAGACGGCCAUGACGUCAUUGCGGUACCAACUCAACCACCCGCUCACGUCGCACAACGACAUGGACGUGAUGGCCGACUGCCAAGCGUCCCGACCCAACGCCAUCCACAAAAUUCGGCAACGACCGAAGCGACACGACGACAAGGUCGCCGUCGGAGGAGUGCUCGCAACCAUUGACCGCGCCAUCGACGACGUCAACUCAAAGCUGCACCACCGAGACUUGGCUCGACACAGAGGCGACGGCGUGAAUGCCAUCCUUCGCAAAGCGCACCGACUCGUUCAGCACGGGUAGCUACCUAGCUACGUUCGUCCUCAACGUAGUAGUAGCCUUAACCAAGAAACACACGAUUAUAAAGUGU